UGGGAUUUCGCAAUCGGCGCCAAAAAAUCCGAGUUUUUAAUUUUCCGAUGUGUGUGUCUAUUUAUUAUUAAAUUAGUACUUUCGAUAUGUAUUUGAGUUCCGUUUUCGGCCUUAUAAUUAGGUAGACAUCUUGGCCUACAUUUUAAUCAAUUUCUUUUUCAUUUACAAUCAGUCAGCUUUGAGAAAAUCCUUGGUAAAUAUAAGGCAACUUUCAUCAUUAAAAUUAAGUCGAAGGAAAAAAUUUGUCACUACCAAAUUUUUUUUGCAUCUGGGGAAUCUAUUGAUCUACAUGUAUGCCAAUUUUCACAGCGAUAAGUGUCUUACGAGAGACGCCAUGUUUCGGCGCGUUCGCAGCAGGUCAUGCAGCUCGCUCAACCUAAUUUCGUCAUGGGGUGGGCCACGCCCCCUUUGUAAUGGCGGAAGUUGCCGAUACUUAGGAAAUAUUAAUUUAUUACCACUAUCUACAUCAAAAUAAUUGAUAACUUGUGUUUCAGAAUGCAUUUUGAAGACAUUUAAACUGGAAUGUUUUAAUUUGAGCUUUAACAACCCGGUAGAAUCCAUAUUAUAAAUGAUCAGAAUUUACCGUGUGCAACACGUUGUCAUUGGCAACCAUUCACAGCCACUUGCAUAACGGCUGUAUCGUAGUACUACCUCAGAGUUUCAUUCAUAAGAGUUUGCCGUGUGCAAAAACUACUAUACCAUUGGUCAGGGAAAGCUUUAAUUAAUUAUUCAUGUGCCAAAGUUGAAAGUUUAAACUAAGUCGACCCUAAACAGUAUUUUAGUGAUAAGGCGAUGCGUUGCCUUAUAUAAAGUAUAUAGUCAUUGCGCAUGACGCGAUCAGCGGAAUGAGGUCACAAGAUGUGGAGGUUUCGUCCAUAGUAAAAAAUACCAAACGAACUCACACUUUAAAAAUUCAUAGCUCAAAAAGUACUUAAGCUAAAAAGUUGAUUCUGGUUUCAUUUUUUUAUUUGAAAUUAGCUCUAACUAACUGUGCUAUUAAAAAAAUUAUUUGAAUUUUUUAAAAUUUUGUAUCCAAGUGCCUACUUAUAGUAUAUGAAAAAACUAAUACAGUACGUGUAGGCCUAUAAGCCUGCAUACCAUAAAAUCAAAAUACAGUAAAUCAAUCCUAAUCAUCCGCUAUAUUCAUAAUACAAACAGAAGUUCGAGAAAUAAUAAAUUUAAUAUUAUUAAAUUUGUUAAAUUGUAUUAUUGUAGUCUUGUAGUCCUUCACUUCGACGAGUGGCUCACUAGGCACUAGGCCAAUAAUAAAUAAUUAAGCAAGCAAUAUUUAUCAUUAAUUAUUAUUUCAAAAUAUUUUAAUUUUAGUAUUUUUAGCCAGCCAGCCUUACUAUAAUUUAUUUUAAAUAAUACCAAUAUUAAUAAUUAAAUAUUCUAAAUUUGGCCUAGCCUAUACUAUUAUAUGCUAUUAUACUAUGACUAUAUUACUAUAUUAAUAUUAUAGCCUAGAUUCUAAUAAUACUAUAGGCCUAAUUAUAUAAAACUUUCCUAAAGAAUGUCAACUAUUGACUCAACUUCAAGUAUUAAAAUAGCUGUGAUAGGGGGAGGUAUAGCAGGUCUCACUUGUGCAACACGCCUCAAACAACUUGGCCUACAAACAGUAACAGUGUUUGAUACAGGUAAGCAGACAGAGUAAGUACUCAAAAAAACUUGACAAGUAAAAAUUAGUAACAGAAAAAUCUAGAAAUAAUUUUUUAAAAGAUGCUUUUCAGCAGUAUUUUGUUAAAGGAAAUUAAAAAAAAAAUUGAUGCAAGAAACUUUGUCCUACAAUGUCACAAUAUUAAAAUGACUUUCUCACAAAAACAAGGAUUGAUAAAGAGUUCAAAGUAAAUUAUUUAUUAAAAAAAUUUACAAUUUCAUGUCUCUGAAUCAAAUUCAUCAAUCUAAAAUAAUUUUCUUAACUAUUUUACUAAGUCUGAACUAAUAAAUUGCUGGUUGUGUUAUUAAAAAUUUAUUAAAAAACUUUGUGAGCCUAGAGUAUAAAUAUAAGCUUGCUGCUUACAAGAGCACAUUUCUCAUUGACAAACAGAAGUUCAAUACUAGAAAAUAUUGUUUGAAUACUAUAUUAUACUGUAAACAAGUGUAAGGUGAGUUAUUUGGUCUCAGAUGUGUUUUGAAUUAUCAGUUGCCUUAAAAUCUUUUUGUUUUGUUUAAAGUGGGACAAUUUAAAACAAUUAAUUUAUUUCAACAGGGAAACAUACAGUUGGAGGACGUUGCUCCAGCCGUACUGAGUUAGUCAAAGGUGUAUCAAUGACUUUUGAUCACUCUGUGCAAUAUUUCACCGUCAGUGAUGAGAGAUUCCAGAAAAUUGUAAAUUACUUAGUCAGAGAUGGGGCUGCUAGAGUAUGGAAUGGUCCUAUUGGAAUAUUGCAGAAUGGAAAAUUUAGUGCAGAGAGAAGCCCCAAAAAAGCAUUCAUAGGUAGUUAAGUCACUAGAUACGUUUAAGUAUAUUUGUAAUGAUAUUCAACAGUCAAUUUAUUUUAUGCUAAGUACAUUAAAAAAAUAUCAUUGUAGAAUUCUUUGUGUAUUUAUGUAUUUCUGCUUCUUCAGAUCAAGUUUUUGAUGGAUAUUAUACCAUAAUUUUAUUUUAAAAUCUUUGCAUCAUUACCAAAAUUUCAGGUACAAAUGGAAUGAGAUCAGUUGCUCAGAGUAUAGCCAAAUUUUGUCAGGUACAGCAGCCAGUUUGGAUUGGAUCAAUACAGUUCAAUGACAUAGUUCAAAAGUGGUCUGUUGACAGAUGGGGACUAUUUGACUAUGUGGUUAUAGCACAUAACGGCAAAUGUGCUGCCAGACUGGUGGAAAAUGCAGGUGUGCCUGAAAUUCACAGACUUUGUUUAACAAGAUUCUCAUCUCAGUUAUCAUCAAAAGAAAACCGUAUGACUUUGUGUUCGCUGUUUGUUCUCAUGGUUGCAUUUGAAAGACCACUGGGCCUACCUUACCAAGGGGCACAUGUUCAACAUGAGAACCUCUCAUGGGUGGCUAACAACACAGAGAAACUCAAGUCUGAUAGGCCACAGAGUCAAUCCCGAGCGGAUCAGUAUGAAUGUUGGACAAUCAUCAGCUCGAAGACUCUAGGAGAACAAAACAAAGUUCCACAAGAACACAUUCCACCAAAUGUCGCUAGUCGUAUCAGUCACUUGAUGUUACAAUCAUUUGCAGAUGCCACAGGAAUGAAAGAAAAAUUACCCGAUGUUUGUUUUCGCAAGCUGCAGCUAUGGGGGGCUGGAGUUCCUAUAAAUAAAUUUUCUGGUGGAACCGAGUGUGUUUUUGAUGCUGCUCAUAAAAUAGGAAUCUGCAGCGACUGGUUAGUGAGCCCGUGUGUCCAGGGGGCUGCCAUCAGUGGCCUGGCUUUAGCAGAAACGAUUGUUCAGCAUAUCAAUGGUAAUUUCAGCUAUUUUUUAUUUCUUCAGGAUUUUGUCUAAAAAAAUGUAUUUUAAAUGAUCCAAAAUGAGAAUUAAACGAAAAUACAAAAAAGAAGUCUCAAAGAAAAUUUCCCAAAAUGUACACAUGUCAGAGUAAAAUUAACUAACAUAAAUAUUCUGGUAGGGGCUUCUUGAGCUUAUGCUCUUAAAGCCCCAGCUAGUACAGUGGCAACCUGCUCCAUCUGUGUGCAGUGCCAUAUAACAUUGUCUGAACAUAGGACUCUCCCGUCGCCCUGGCCUCCCCCACAUCCAGUGUGGGGGCACAAAGUCAACAGAUAAGCUACUGUUUCAGAGGCCAGCAUGCAUUGCAGACAGGUGGGAUCCUUGUUGUUGUCUAAGACUGUUAAAGUAAAAGUAACUAUAUGAUUUAUUUUCUUUCAGGUAAUAAAUCAAGUACUCCACUGCAACCUCACUUCAACCCAGCAACAUCACCAAGUGCCAUAGGGGAUUUCCCAUAAUCUCAGCUUCUUUUAAUAUCAUAAGUUUGUUUUUGUUGUUUUUUUUAAAGCUGGUGAGGUGUACCGAAAUCAGGGAAGUUUUUCAAGGGUCAUAAAAAUACAAAUUCUUUUACAAGCCAUAGUGAAAUGUGUAACCUUUUUCAUUGAGCAAAUAUUUAAAUCAGUGAUGUCUUUUAUAUAAUAGUCAAAUUGUCAUCACACUUGAUGCCACCUCUACAGGUUUGAGUUCAUAAGUUUAAUAAUAAAGUGUGAAUUUUGAGGCUGUCUACAUUAUUAGUACUGUUAGAACUAGAGUGGUGAGGUGACAAUUAGCACAGUUCCAGUCUUUAGUUGUUUCAAAACAACAUAGGCAGAAAUCUUCUUAAUGAAAUAAUUAAGAUUAUGUUAAGAAGCAUACAUUUAAAAAAAAUUCUUUUCAUACACCCACACACAGGCUAUUUUUGUCACGUGUAAACAAUUGUCAGCAAAUUUACUGGCCUCAACAGUAAAAAAAACAAACAAUAGGUGUUGUCUACCUGCAUUUAUCGAGCUGUUUUUUAAAAAAUAAUCCAGCCUCUGCUGUGAUUAGCACAACAUAACCUUUACAAAAAAGUGCACAACAUUAAUUUGUGUAAACAAAAUAAGCAUAAAAAAGAGAAUUUCUCAUGUAUAGUUUAUUUUGGUCAUUGCAAAAAAAAAAAAAAAAAAACAUUAAACUGUGUGAAUAAUUAACAUGUUGAAGUGAAAAAUUUACAAAGGUCAAAGUGAACAUAUUUAUUUGAGUAAUUUUGGUUAUCGCAUCAUUUACUCUCAUCUGCUAAUUACCGGUACAAUAAAUACUGUGCUAGACUGACAUGUUGAUUAUUAAAUGAAACAGAUUGUACGUACUAAUUAUUUAUUAAAUCUAAAUUGUCUUAUUUUUUCCUUCAUCAUUGUGCUUUAGAUUAUAGUUGUUAAAAUUGCUAACUUAUAAACCAACAA
Messenger RNA from Lymnaea stagnalis (great pond snail), 4858 nucleotides. The record is from the annotation of a GenBank genome assembly. NCBI's taxonomy places the organism in Eukaryota, Metazoa, Mollusca, Gastropoda, Lymnaeidae.